This is a messenger RNA of Oncorhynchus masou masou (cherry salmon), 1844 nucleotides long. Its product is annotated as sulfotransferase 6B1-like. NCBI's taxonomy places the organism in Eukaryota, Metazoa, Chordata, Actinopteri, Salmoniformes, Salmonidae. The record is from RefSeq and is a predicted model, not a curated record. The coding region runs from base 116 to 1006 and encodes 296 amino acids. The transcript is spliced from 7 exons. Gene Ontology annotation, cellular component: cytoplasm. Gene Ontology annotation, biological process: sulfation. Gene Ontology annotation, molecular function: sulfotransferase activity.
CACUCAUACACAGAGCGGAGCUCGUGGCCGUCCAGCUGCACAAAUAUACUGGAUACCUGUUAGCGGUGGAAACUGCAUUUUCUUUACCUUGAGAUUUUCUGCAGUAUUCUCCAAAAUGAGUAGCUCUUUCUCAGCCAAAAUGGAACUGGCUAAAGAUAUGAAGGAGGAGGAUAAGUUGUACAGAUAUAAUGGAGUGCUGUACCCUGUCGUCAUGAGUCCAGCGGAGAACCUGAAGGCUAUGGAGAGGCUGGAAGCAAGAGCAGAUGAUGUCAUGUUAGUUGCAUAUCCCAAAUGUGGUUUUAAUUGGAUGGUGGCGGUGCUUCGUAAAAUACUAGCAGCAGCAACUGGUGAGAAAGCAGAGUCCCAAACCCCUCCAUUGAUGGAGUUCUUUGGGCCAGAAAUGCAGCAGGUUAUUCACAAAGCCCCGUCCCCCAGAUUUCUAGGGACACACAUGCACCCAGAUAACAUUCCUGCAUCCUUCACCACAAAGAAAACAAAGAUGCUGGUGAUAUUCAGGAACCCGAAAGACACAGUGGUUUCCUUCUAUCACUUCUCCAACAAAAACCCAUUUCUACCCACUGCCGAGUCUUGGGACCGCUUCUUCUCAGAGUUUAUGAGUGGAAAAGUUCCCUGGGGUUCAUAUUUCGACCAUGUACUUGGCUGGGAGAGGAGAAUGGAUGACCCUAACGUGAUAAUAGUCACCUUUGAGGAGUUAAAACAGGACCUGAGUGAAGGUGUGCGAAGGGUCUCGGAGUUCUUUGGUUUCAGUCUCAGUGAUCCUCAGAUCCAGGCCAUCUCAGAGGAGAGCACCUUCAACGCUAUGAAGGAGAGCUCCAAUGACUCACACGGCCAGAUGGGCAACGUCUUGUUCAGGAAAGGUGAAGUAGGAGACUGGAAGAACCAUUUCAGCCCAGCCCAAAGCCAGGAGAUGGACACAGCAUUUGAGAAGCACCUGGCAGGGACUAAGCUGGGGGCUAAACUGAAGUAUGACCUGUACUGCAAGUAGAUAGCAGACAGGAUGAGCACUGACUGAACUUGAGACAGGACGCAAGGGAAACACUGACAGAUUAGGAAAGUUCAACCCCAACAGGCAGGAGAGCUGGUAUGCAGUAGCUAAACUGACAUAGACAAUGAGGAAUUUGGUGGUGUGACACUUGACUGUGGUUACUCCACUUGACUGUCUUACACUGCAGCCAUUCAAGGGCAUUUUUGUGAAAGUGUGAAAUGAGAUAGACAUGAUAUACUUCAUGUUGGAUUCUUUAUACACAUCUUGUAAUCCUUGUUUUUAUACCACUGCACUUUAAGUAUGUUAAUUCAAGUUGGUUCAAUGAUUGAUAUCAGCCUCCUUGUCUGUAUUUUAUGAUAUUAAGCAUUCAGUUCAGAGUAGCGGAAUUUUACUCCAGGAUCAUAUGUGCCACACAGUGUAGUUCCAUGAAUUACAUGCCACAUGGGGUGAACUAUAAUGAUCAUGUUCAAAGUCCUAGUAAGAAUGCCUUUUGACGUUGGCACUGUCUUUUGUCGUAAUGGCUAUGCUUUCCAACAAUGUGACAGGUUACAUGCAAUAAGACCAUUGGAUUGAAAUGCAUACAAUACUAGAAAAAUAUAUAUACAGUGGGGAGAACAAGUAUUUGAUACACUGCCGAUUUUGCAGGUUUUCCAAAUUACAAAGCAUGUAGAGGUCUGUAAUUUUUAUCAUAGGUACACUUCAACUGUGAGAGACGGAAUCUAAAACAAAAAUCCAGAAAAUCACUUUGUAUGAUUUUUAAGUAAUUAAACGGAAUCUAAAAACAAACCAAAUAUAUUGUGUCCUUAAAAUGUAUAUAGUGUAUGUAUGAACUGGAAGU